This is a messenger RNA of Papilio machaon (common yellow swallowtail), 560 nucleotides long. RefSeq lists its product as uncharacterized. Gene Ontology annotation, molecular function: odorant binding. Gene Ontology annotation, biological process: sensory perception of smell. The transcript is spliced from 2 exons. The coding region runs from base 61 to 483 and encodes 140 amino acids. NCBI's taxonomy places the organism in Eukaryota, Metazoa, Arthropoda, Insecta, Lepidoptera, Papilionidae. The record is from RefSeq and is a predicted model, not a curated record.
UUUAUUCAUUCAUUGGUUGUAUUGAGAACAGAAUAGUCGUAACAAAAGUCAAUUUAUAAAAUGAAGGUUUGCACAAUUUUGCUGAUUUCUGCGAUAUGUCUGUUGGGCACAAAUGCGUCGAAAGCACCAUUUAAAAUGCCAGAAAAGUUAUUGCAAAAAUCGAAGGCUGCAGGUGACAAAUGUAUAAAAGAGGUUGGAGCACCGUCUGACUUUAUGGAACAUCUUUUCCCCUGGAAUUAUCCUAAAAACGAACUGAACGAAAAGACUUUGUUUUGCUUCGUUACAACAUUAGGUUUGGCAAAUCAAGAUGGAAUAUUCAGCGGAGAAAAAGUACUAUCAGUUUUUACCAGCAGUGACAAAAUCGAAGAAAUCAAGAAAGCCUUCACAGACUGUAACGAAAUGAGGGGAAACAAUCCACAAGAAACCGCAUUCAUCAUAUCAGAAUGCUUCUUUGACAAAGCACCUAUCAGGCUGAUGAUGUAACACUACACUUUUAAAAUAUUUUCCAGCUUAAUCGCUUUUGAAAACAGGAAAGAAAACAAAAUUAAUAAAUUUCUCAA